Molecule: messenger RNA, 1515 nt
Organism: Limanda limanda (common dab)
Lineage: Eukaryota; Metazoa; Chordata; Actinopteri; Pleuronectiformes; Pleuronectidae
Gene: smoc1
Product: SPARC related modular calcium binding 1
Exons: 16
Coding region: 1-1515 (504 amino acids)
Biological process (GO): extracellular matrix organization
Cellular component (GO): basement membrane
Molecular function (GO): calcium ion binding; heparin binding; extracellular matrix binding
Source: RefSeq, a predicted model, not a curated record
AUGGAAAACAUCGUACCAGCUAAAGAUCUCCGUCUUCCCUCCGUACCUGCUCUUAAUGAGAUCUCCUGUUUCAGACCCGGAGCUCAGAGCAGCACUCGGUGGCUGAUCGGGGACAGAGACAAUCACUGUGGGGUCAUCUGCUCAAAGACGCAGGGGAAGCCGGUGUGCGGCUCGGAUGGGCGGAGCUACGAGACCGGCUGCGAGCUGCAGAGGGCGCGAUGCAAAGACCGGGCGCUGACACUGGCUCACCGCGGCCGCUGUAAAGGUAAGAACUGGGUGAAAAUGGACCAGUUGCCAGUGGCUCCAGCACCGACCUCCAUGGCUGAGGGGCGAGACCUUGAGCUCAAAGAUGCAGGUCAGUCCAAGUGUCGAGUUGAGAGGAGCCAGGCUUUGGAACAAGCCAGGAGACCUCAGGAGUCCAUGUUCAUCCCCGAGUGCAACGAGGAUGGGACUUUUGCCCAGGUCCAGUGCCACACUCUGACAGGUUACUGCUGGUGUGUCACCACUGACGGGAAACCAGUGAGUGGCUCCUCUGUGCAAAACAGGACCCCAGUGUGUUCAGGAAACUUCCAUGAAUUUAUGGGAACUCAUGCCGCGACAAGUGGAUUGUCAGGGUCAGUAACAGACAAACCGCCCGGGCCACCAAACUCUGGUCGAAAAGUUUCUUUCCAUUUCUUUCUCACCCUCAACCCAGAUGAUGGCUCCAAGCCCACACCCACCAUGGAGACCCACGUGCCCCCCGAGGGCGACGAGAUAACUGCUCCAACACUGUGGAUAAAACAGCUGGUGAAGCAGAACAGCUCCAGGAAGCAAGAGAAGGUUCCCUCUUGUGACCAGGAGAGACAGAGCGCCCUGGACGAGGAUCGGCAGAACCCUCGCGAGGCCAUUUUCAUCCCCGACUGUGGAGCCGGAGGUCUCUACAAAGCCGUCCAGUGCCACCAGUCCACAGGCUACUGCUGGUGCGUUCUCGUGGACACAGGUCGGCCCAUUCCUGGAACCUCCACACGGUACCAGAAGCCAGAGUGCGACAGCGCGGCUCGAUCUCGGGUCUCAGACGCAGAAGAUCCUUUCCAGGGCAGAGAACUGGCAGGAUGCCCCGAGGGGAAAAAAGUGGAAUUCAUUACGAGCUUGUUAGAUGCCCUCACCACAGACAUGGUGCAAGCCAUAAACUCACCGGCCCCCUCUGGUGGUGGGAGGUUUGUCGAGCCUGAUCCCAGUCACACGUUAGAGGAGCGGGUGGUGCACUGGUACUUCGCCCAGCUGGAUAACAACGGCAGCCAUGACAUAAACAAGAAGGAACUAAAACCUUUCAAGAAGUACCUGAAGAAAAAAGCCAAACCCAAGAAAUGCUCCCGAAAGUUCAUCGACUACUGUGACCUGAAUAAGGACAGGGCCGUUUCCCUGCAAGAGCUGAAAGGCUGCCUGGGCGUCAGCAAGGAGGGUACCUCGACCACAGGUGGCAACCAAGGGACAAGUAGGUCGUCUGGUGUGAGACGAGAAGGAUCUAGAAGCUGA